ACUUACAAGUCCUAAGAACGAAACAAGUUGGGUUCCGAUAUGUGCACAUAGAUGGAGCUAUAACAACUCGAGAGUCUUGUGCAGAUCGAUUGGUUAUAAGGAUUCAACAAGUGUUAUUCUCUCAAAACUGAUUAGAUAUCGCCCAGGAUCUGUUUAUGUUAAGGCAAACAUAAGUUGUAAUGGGACAGAACAGCAUCUUAAAGAUUGCAGCCACUAUACUUGGGAAAAAGCGACUAUAACAUAUGGAGAUAGGAAUUUGUUCCCUUGUUCACAAAUUGUUUUAUCAUGUGACAUGAGACAACUGAAUGUAGAGCUGAGGGGAACUGUACCUUAUUCAUUUUGGCCAGCAUUUGACUUCUACAAUGAAGGAAGAUAUGGAACUACAGUCCUGUGUAAAACAUGUAAACUAGUCUGCAAUUCAAAGUGGGGCAUAACAGAGGCUGAGACAAUCUGCAAACUUCUUGGCUACCUGCCUCAAUAUACCAUCACCAGAUUCACCUACUUUGAAACUGUAAGGCCAAAGGAUAGGUAUAUGUAUUUGUAUAUGGAGGGCUUUGAAUGCAAAAAUAUGUUUGAUGGCGGUACACACUGCAAGUUGGUUGAUACUGGUUGUAAUACAUGGAAAUCGAAACAGCCAGGUGUUUAUUGUUAUAACAGAACUGCAGUGGACCCCAAUUUGGAGUUCCGCUUAGAAGA
This is a messenger RNA of Owenia fusiformis, 696 nucleotides long. NCBI's taxonomy places the organism in Eukaryota, Metazoa, Annelida, Polychaeta, Sabellida, Oweniidae. The record is from the annotation of a GenBank genome assembly.